GCGCCAUGGUGGCUCAGUUCAUGGUGGCUCAGUCUGUUGCUGCUGUUGUUGUUGCCCUAUCUUGGCUGUGAUCCGGGGCAGAACUGGGGGAAACACCGUAAGCUGGGUUCAUGGUUGGCGUAGCCAGGAAACACAUCCGAGCCAAUAAGGGAACCAGCUGGCAUUUCAGUAGGACUAUGGAAGAGCUUGUCCAUGACCUUGUGUCAGCACUGGAAGAAAGCUCUGAGCAGGCCAGAGGAUGUUUUGUUGAUACUGGCGAUCACUCCAGAAGCAUCUCUUGUCUUCUUAAAAGGCAAGCACGAAAACGCAGAGGAAGAAAAAGGCGGUCCGAUAAUACACACCACCCAUGGGAACCAGGGCACUGCUUAAGUGAUGGCUCAGACUCCAGUCUAGAAGAACAAAACAAGGAUUACCGUGAAUGUUUAAGUAACAAUAAAAAAGACAGUGAUUCUGAUGACCAGUUGCUACUUGCAAAAAGAAGGCCAUCGUCAAACCUAAAUAUACGCAACAAAAGGCCAUUGUGGCAUGAAUCUGAUUUGGUAGUAGAUACUUUAGGAAGCAGGUCCCUCAGAAGAAGGCGGAAAGUGAAGCGGAUGGCAAUUGAUCCACCAUCAGAAGUCAGUAGUACGCUGACACUCUCACAGAAUCGAGACCAAGUCAUGGACAGUGAUGGCAAACUUUACCCACACCUAGAAGUUAGUAAAGGCAAAAUUAAAAAAAGAAAAAUAUCCACACCAAGGCAUGGUCUUGAAAUCGCCGACGAGGGUGUCGUAGUUGAAGGGGAAGAGAUAAGUCAUGUCAACAAGGAUAAAAUGGAAUAUGAAGAGCAGAAGGGUUCAGAUGAAAAUAUGAGCGACAGUGAAUCAAGCAGUAUAAGUAGCAGCGACGCGGGUUUGUUUACCAAUGACGAAGGGCGCCAAGGUGACGAUGAACAGAGUGAUUGGUUCUAUGAAAGUGAAUCUGGGGGAGCUUGUGGCAUUACAGGUGUCAUACCGUGGUGGGAUCAGGAAGAGUCUGCUGAGCUAGAAAGAGAACUUCCUGACCCGGUCUUCGAGAGCAUUCUUACUGGCUCAUUCCCUCUCAUGUCACAUAUGGCGCAAAGAGGUUUUCAGGCUAGAUUGAAUCAUCUCUAUGCAAUGCAAGGGAGAAACAUUAGAAAACCUGCAGCAAACCCAAAUCUGAUUAGCAAUCCGAGUUCUAGCACCACGGAGAGACUCACACACUUCACUCAAGAUCCCCAUCAUCAUGAGCAUUGGUUUACUCCAGGGACGCGAAAGGACCAUAAUCCGCUGUUAAGAGAAACCCGUUCAGACAGGGGACAUAAGAAGAACUGCUCAGUAAAAACUGCUAGCAGACAAACGAGUGUCCAUUUAGGAUCCUUGUUUAUGGGGGACAUCAAACGAAGACGGAAAGCCGCUCCGCUCCCCGGACCCACCACCUCUGGCUUUAUUGGUGAGAUUGCUCCACCAAUUCCCGAGAACAACAUCGGAAAUCGAAUGCUUCAAACUAUGGGUUGGACUCCUGGGACCGGACUGGGACCUGAUGGCAAAGGAAUCUCUGAGCCUAUCCGGGCACUUCAGAGGCCAAAAGGACUCGGACUUGGAUUUAGCUGAUUUUAAUGCAUCAUGUCAAAAUCUCCAAACCUCUUUGAAAUCAAAAUAUGUGUCUCUUUAUAAUACUUUCUUUAAAUAUUCAUUCUGAAAAGUGUUUUUAUUUUAUUCUUUUAAUGCUACUCAAAAAAGAAAAAAAGAAUUCUGACAACCCAAUUAGUCAACACCAGCUUUAACCUUAAAUGAUAUUCUUGUUGGCAAAACCGCUGUGUAUAUUUAAGAUGCCUUGGUGCUAAAUGUAAACAUAAUGUAAUACUGCCCCCAUAUACUUCUGUGAACACAGCAAUUAUAAGAUUGUAACAUAACCUCCUUGAUGUUCCUUUGUACUUACGAAAGAUUCUCCCAGUCUAAGGCAGACAUAUACAUUCCUACACAGCACAAAGUCAGAUCUAGAAUUAGUACAUAACUAACGUACAGAAGGGGAGAUAGAUUAUUAUUCUUGUUUAGGUUGCUGGGUUAUGGCUUUUUUAAAAUACUAGUAUUAGAGUAAUAUUCUGAUGCAAGGAAUUUAAUUGUCAGGUUUCCAGUCCUUUCCUUUCUGUCUAAUGUAAUGUUUUUUUUUUUUCAUCCAUUUUGCUUAUAAACAAAAAAAAAAAAAAGGAAAAAGAAAAAAAAAUUAUGUGACACAGUAUUUUAAAAUUGCGAUUACGAUAAGUGUUGUUAAAUUAGAUUGUUUUAGGUCUUAUCCAAAGAGCAAUCUGACCUCUUCUACUGGAUCAUCAAACAUUUUUAAUUCAAUUCUUUUGUGAAGGAGGUUUAGUUUUGUGCUUUUGCUUUUAAUUCUUCAGUUUGGCGAUUUUAAACAAAUUGAUGAUUAGGACAUGUUGUUAAUUUCGACUGCAGAGCUUUGUAACUUGUUAACUUGCAACAGCUUUGAGCGAAGCUGGGUUUUUUUUGUUAGUUUUUGUUUGUGUUUUUUUUAAACCCUAUUUCUCACCGGUUCUUGAAGUGAAACAGUCGCACAUUAUUACAACACAAGAUGAUUUAUUUUUCCAUUGCACUUGCAGAAUUACACAAAAAAAAUCAUAUGUAGGCCAGGGAUAUAAACAGCUUCAAAUUUACUAGCAUGACACCGUUAAGACAGCCUCGAUAUAGCCUGAAAUUGGAGUGCUGGUCUUUAACACUUUUAUUGACUCAACAGUGAGUUUUGAUAAGUUGACAGCUGAAUUGCAGUUUGUUUAGAUGCAUUAGAUGCAUGGUAAAGAAAUGUCGAACUGAAAGAGACUCAGAACUCCUGUUUUCCACUCACAAUGCAAUGUUUAUCUAAUAAAUACCUAUGUUCCCCCCUACAACAUCAUUAUGCUCUACAUGCCUAAAUUGUCAGACACUGAGUGGCUUAACAGUUUUCUAUAGUUUAGUAUCAUUUGGAAUUUUAACAUAGCUUUUCCCCAAAAAAACAAUACAUUUUCUAUUAUUUUUUAUAUAAUAUAUAUUCUUCCAUAUACCUAAAUAACAGUAUUUUCUGUGCAUGAACAGUGGACAUUGCAAGCCAUUUUAAAUUGCCUCUGGUUUCUGCAGAUUAUAUAGGAACCACGACAUCCAAUAGAAAGCAUGAUUCUUAAAAUGUCACUCACCUGUCUACCAAUGUAUAUAGUAUUCCAUGGCAUUGUCUAUAGUAUUCCAUUAAUUUAUCAGAUAUGUUUAAUUUUAUAUGAUUGGCAAUGCCACAGUUUUGUUCUUUAGACAUUAUAACAUAUUGGAGAAGGCUUGAUGCCAGAGCAUAUAUUAUUAUCUGAACUGUAUAACAUUUAAAGGAACGUGUAUUCCUAACGCUAUAUUGUCUCACUAUUUCAAUUAGAUGAACACCCCAACUUAAAUUUAAAAAAAGGAAAACAUGUUUUUACUUAACAUUUUUUUCCAGCAUCACUAUUUGCUCAGUGCUGCCGCCCUCUCUUCUUACAAUGGCAUCCUGUAGCCAUUACUUCCUGGCAUUUCAAAGCAUUGAGUUGAAAAGCAUAUGCAUGGCUAGUGCCGCAUGCGUCUACUCAAAUGCUUUCAAUGUCCCAUAACCUAGUUUAACUUGGCCAUGAGUGCAGUAGUACCCCAUUGUGGCUGUCAGGAAGACAGUCAAUAGAUGUUUGUAUAGCCCGGCAUUAAAAACACUGCUGUAUUCACUGUAUGGUCAAGUGAUUUGUGUGCCUAUAGUGUCUCUUUAAAAACUUUUCAUGUGCCACUCAACAGUAUGUAUUAUUUCCAUAUACAGCCGGGAAAUUAAUAAUAAUAAUGGGGUUUCCACUGUGAAAUGCCUUUAAACAUAGCUUUCCUUCCUUUAUCACAUGAAUUCUGCAUAACACAGGGAAGCAUUUUUCACGUGACACCAUUUGUGAUGCAACUUAUGAUCAUAAAAAAUGUGCACAGUCUGUGGGAUGGAAAACAAAUUAAUAGUAAUUUUUUUA
This is a messenger RNA of Pelobates fuscus (common spadefoot toad), 4006 nucleotides long. It is a transcript of the gene GPATCH2, whose product is annotated as G-patch domain containing 2. The record is from RefSeq and is a predicted model, not a curated record. Gene Ontology annotation, molecular function: nucleic acid binding. The coding region runs from base 111 to 1613 and encodes 500 amino acids. Gene Ontology annotation, cellular component: nucleus. The transcript is spliced from 10 exons. Lineage: Eukaryota; Metazoa; Chordata; Amphibia; Anura; Pelobatidae.